Messenger RNA from Oryctolagus cuniculus (rabbit), 1651 nucleotides. NCBI's taxonomy places the organism in Eukaryota, Metazoa, Chordata, Mammalia, Lagomorpha, Leporidae. The record is from RefSeq and is a predicted model, not a curated record.
UUCUGUGUGGGUUCCUGAUUCUCUGCGGGUUCUUUCCUGCUGAAGACAAUUCUCUUCCUGUCCCAGCCUCAGAUUGGGGGGCUGAGCCCGGGGCUUCAGUGGUGUGCACGGCCACAGCCUCAUGGGUGGAACAGCCUCAUGGGUGGAAUGUGCCCGCCAUCCCAGCCUAGACGAGGGGGCUGAGGGUCAGGGUGGGCAUUCGUCGCGCCCCUCUUCGACCUUUGUGGGCCCAAGCUGGGUGAGGGGCUGGACAAUGAGCCUCCUUUUCCUUGAAAGAAGGAAUUUUGACUGGGACAAUAGGGCCCUGUCUGCUGUGGCAUGGGGAGUGGUGACUGACUCAACUCUGGCCCCUAAGCCCUAACAAAUGUCAUCAAGAGAUGGGGACAGUUUUCCCCUUGGUGCCCUGCUGCCCUCUGUGACAACUUGCCCUUCUUUCUUCAGCUGAUCUUGCUGCUUCUGGGACCUGAGCCACUCGCGCGCGCGCCUUCUCUCUCUGCCCCUAAUUCUGCCCCAGAGAGCUGGGUUGAAGGGGUGUGUGUGUGUGUGUGUGUGUGCACGCGCGCGCGCGCGCGCUGGGGCGGCGUUACAGAGCCAGUAGCUGUGCUGCCUUUGAGCAUCUAGAAGCAGGGGGCUCAGAGGCCCUUGAAGUCUGAAGUCAAAGAGGAUCAUGGGGUCUGGGGCUGAGCUGCGCACUCUCUUAAGCGGACUCUUCCUCUUCCUGCGACUGCUGUCAGGCGAGGGGGCCAAGGGUGGAUCCCUCAAAGCGAGUCAGGGGGUCUGCGCCAAGCAGACACUGAUGGUCCCGCUCCGCUACAACGAAUCCUACAGCCAACCAGUGUACAAACCCUACCUGACCCUGUGUUCUGGGAGGCAGGUCUGCAGCACCUACAGGACCACGUACCGCGUGGCGUGGCGGGAGGUGAGGCGCGAGGUGCCGCAGACCCACACCACGUGCUGCCAGGGCUGGAAGAAGCGGCACCCGGGGGCGCUCACCUGUGAAGCCAUCUGCGCCAAGCCUUGCCGGAACGGAGGCAGCUGCGUCCGGCCCGGCCAGUGCGAGUGCGCCCCCGGCUGGGGAGGGAAGCACUGUCACGUGGACGUGGACGAGUGCAGGGCCGGCGUCUCCCUCUGCUCGCACCUCUGUCACAACACGGCCGGCAGCUUCACCUGCGGCUGCCCUCACGGUCUGGUGCUGGGACCCGACGGUCGCACUUGCACGGAGGGGUCCCCGGAAGCCCCAACUAGUGCCAGUAUCCUCAGCGUGGCCGUUCGGGAGGCAGAACCUGAUGAGCGCGCCUUGAGGCGUGAGGUUCGUGAGCUUCGAGGGCGCCUGGAGCGACUGGAGCAGUGGGCCAGUCAGGCCGGGGCCUGGGUUCGGGCGGUGCUGCCCGUGCCGCCUGAAGAGCUGCAGCCAGAACAGGUGGCAGAGCUGUGGGGCCGAGGCGACAGAAUCGAAUCUCUCAGCGACCAGGUGCUGCUGCUGGAGGAGAGGCUGGGCGCCUGUUCCUGUGAAGACAACAGCCUGGGCCAAAGCCUCAAUCACUGAUAAGGAGCUCCGCAGCACCCUUGCCCCCUAAUUUAUACAGACACUGGACCCACUAAUCCUCUGGCAUUGGCCACCUGGGAGCCGCAGAUAAGGCUACAGCAGAGC